CACACACGCCGCCGGUGGGUUUUACAACAUUAUGGCGACUGUACGAGUCAGUGAGGCGGAGAAAGUUUACAUUCUACACGGGAUACGGGAUGAUCUGAGGGUGGAUGGACGAGGCUGCGAGGACUACAGACACGUGGAGAUAGAGACUGACGUGGUGUCCAACACUGACGGAUCUGCUAAAGUCACACUGGGCCACACUGCAGUGCUGGUUGGGAUCAAGGCUGACAUAGGCAAACCGAAGCCCCUGGUACCUAAUGAAGGUUAUCUGGAGUUCUUUGUGGACUGUUCGGCCAAUGCAACCCCCGAGUUUGAGGGCAGAGGAGGCGACGAGCUGGGGACGGAGCUGAGCAACACUCUCUACAAAGUGUUCAACAACAAACACAGUGUGGACCUGAAGAGUCUGAGUAUCAGUGCAGGAGAACACUGCUGGGUGCUCUACGUGGACGUGCUGCUCCUGCAGUGCGAUGGAAACUUGUACGAUGCCAUUUCAAUAGCGAUCAAAGCAGCGCUCUUCAACACAAAAAUCCCCAAAGUGCACAUUUCCGCAGAUGAGGAGGGAGCAAAGGAAAUUGAGCUGUCGGACGACCCGUACGACUGCGUGAGGCUGAAUGUAGAAAACGUCCCCUGUAUCGUGACCUUGUGCAAGGUGGGCCACAGACACGUGGUGGACGCGACGCUGCAGGAGAAGGCGUGCUCGGUGGCGAGCCUCAUCAUCUCCGUCACACACAAGGGCACGGUCACCUGCACGAGGAAGGUGGGCGGAGGCAGCUUGGAUCCAGAGAGCAUCUUUGAAAUGACACAGGCCGGUAAACGGGUCGGUAAAGCUCUUCAUGCUCCGCUCAUUAAGCUGCUGCAGCAGGAGGAGAGUUUGGGAAAGAAGAGACAGAAGGUCGGCUUCCUCGGUUAGGACUGUAUCUACAUGAUAUGUGUACAUGUAAACGUAGUUUUCUAAUAAAACUUUUCAUUUGUA
Molecule: messenger RNA, 970 nt
Organism: Limanda limanda (common dab)
Lineage: Eukaryota; Metazoa; Chordata; Actinopteri; Pleuronectiformes; Pleuronectidae
Gene: exosc7
Product: exosome component 7
Exons: 8
Coding region: 32-907 (291 amino acids)
Biological process (GO): nuclear polyadenylation-dependent rRNA catabolic process; U5 snRNA 3'-end processing; TRAMP-dependent tRNA surveillance pathway
Cellular component (GO): cytoplasmic exosome (RNase complex); nuclear exosome (RNase complex)
Source: RefSeq, a predicted model, not a curated record